CAGGUGGCACGAUACAUUCGGCAAGUGCUGUUGGCAGUGAACUAUUGUCAUUCGCUGGUGAUCCCCGUGAUUCAUAGAGAUAUCAAACCAGCGAACGUCAUGAAGAUCAAGCCGGGCUCUUCGUCAGAUGUGAAGCUUAUUGACUUUGGCUUGGCUACCUUUAGCAAGGAGGGUCAAGGGGCUUCCCGAAUCGGAGGAACCCCUGAGUUCAUGGCACCUGAAGUGUGGAGUGGCACGUAUGGUCGGCAGUGCGACUGCUGGUCCAUUGGCAUGAUGCUCUACUACCUGCUUGUGGCGCAUUUUCCUUUUCAACGCUGCGAGCCGUCCAGAUAUCCGAGGAUGUGGCCAAGCUUCAAGUUGACCUUUCCCAGCAACCAAGGCUGGGGCUCCCGGAAUCUGCGCUCUGCGCGUGACUUGAUUAGAAAGCUGCUGACCCUGGAGCCGCGCAUGCGGCUGAGUGCAGGAGGGGCACUGAAGUCGGAGUUCAUCAAGAAAUAUGGUCGAUCCAGCAGCUUCGCCGGUUACGCCAGUGCUGCCAUGGGGGAAAUGAUGAGGGGAUAUCAGAACUUCAACGCCACGCCGAAGCUGACGCAUGGGCUUCGCACCUUUAGCCAAGUGCCUCGC
Cladocopium goreaui is the source of this 624-nucleotide messenger RNA. The record is from the annotation of a GenBank genome assembly. NCBI's taxonomy places the organism in Eukaryota, Dinophyceae, Suessiales, Symbiodiniaceae.